Messenger RNA from Perca fluviatilis (European perch), 4466 nucleotides. RefSeq names its product LIM domain only 1 (gene lmo1). Bases 776 to 1153 code for a protein of 125 amino acids. The record is from RefSeq and is a predicted model, not a curated record. Gene Ontology annotation, biological process: positive regulation of transcription by RNA polymerase II. Gene Ontology annotation, molecular function: DNA-binding transcription factor binding; transcription coactivator activity. Gene Ontology annotation, cellular component: nucleus. Lineage: Eukaryota; Metazoa; Chordata; Actinopteri; Perciformes; Percidae. The transcript is spliced from 3 exons.
GUUCCCUUGCCCUAGGGGUAAUUAGUGUCCUUGGAGUUAAAUAAGCUAAUACUUAGACACCUCUGGCACAAGCAAUUAUGUUUGUGUAUUGAAUAAUUGAUUCAAAGAGGGGGGAAGGGCUGCUAAUCAGAUCUGAGCAUAAUGAAUUGAUUUAAUUAACAGGGGAAUCCGAGGGUCUCUGGAAACUGCGCGCAUUUAUUCAGUAGCAGCAGAGGCGAGCGCGGCACAUAAACUGGGAGAGAGGCGGCGUGAGUUUGCUUUCAGCAGUUGUCAGAUUUGCAAUUGGAUUUGUUUGAAUAUAGUUGCUGUUUCGGAGCAAAUGAGAACGAGAAAGAGAGAAUAUUAACAGCGAAGGAGAGCUCAGCCGUUCAGUCUGAGCGUCUGAUCCGUCCGUGUAUGCACAGUUACAGAUAGGCGACACUAGAUUUAUAUCGCUUUUCAUUGUUUUGUCUUUUUAUUCGCAUGGAAUUUAUCAAGAGCAACCAACGCUGUUUGAUCGCUCUUUAUUUGCAUUACAGUUCAGUCCGGAUAGGGGGAUCUCGCCGCGUAUCUCACCGUAUUCCGUGUAUGAAUUAUUAUUGAUAGGAGGAGGGGAAAAAAAACAAACGUGCAGACGACAAUUCAUCUUUCCAGGGUUUUGGUUUAUCGAGGCGUAGUCUAGUCAGCCGCGCGUUUCAAAGCCAUUUCCAGGAGCAGCUCCGAGCAGACCGAGCGGUGCAUCCUGCUGGAGCCGAGGACGGAUCGCCCGGGGAAGGACUCCUCGUUCCUCAGGACGAUGGUGUUGGACAAGGAAGAGGGUGUGCCAAUGCUCUCCGUCCAGCCCAAAGGGAAACAGAAGGGGUGUGCUGGCUGCAAUCGCAAGAUUAAAGACCGCUACCUGCUCAAGGCCCUGGACAAAUACUGGCAUGAGGACUGUCUCAAAUGUGCCUGCUGUGACUGCCGCCUGGGGGAGGUGGGCUCCACCCUCUAUACGAAAGCCAACCUCAUCCUCUGUCGCAGGGACUACCUGAGAAGACUUCUGUCGUGGAGUAGACUGGCUCUCUGUUGUACCAGAGCUGUAGGCUGUGAGAAACCUCCCGGCAGGCUUGUUGCUUCAUCAGUGUCUUUGGCUCUAUACCCCCCCUUCAGAUGCCCCUGCCAUCUGCUUGUUUAAUUAAACAUGACCAUUUCCUGGGCGUUAAGUCACAUUCCCAAUGAGAUCCUACCAUUUAUCUGAGAGGGAAUCCCCCAGGGGCCAACUUAGGGAUGCUGGUGCCCUAGGCCCCCCCUCUUAAAACUCCCUGUCCUGCACUGUCCUCCCCCUUUCCCUUUCUCCACUUCCUUCACUGAUACUGAUACUGAUACAUAUCGCUACCCCACACAGUUCAUUAUUCUAAUUUAAAAACAUCCAAAACAGCAGCCAUCAUUUUGUAUCACUUCUAAAAAUCCAAACCACAUAGAACCUUAAUCAACUGGGAUUUCAUCCUACCUCACUCAUGGAUCUUUAUGACAUUUUACCUACAUCUCAGCUCUUUCUCUGACCUGGAAGAAGACCGCAGCCCACUUGAGAAGCGCUUAGGGACGUUACGUUGAGAUGGGCCAUUACCAUCCAUCAGUUCCCACCCACAGUUAAUGCUUUUAAGAUGCAGUGAGAGGUCCACUAAGACCUGAUGUUGCCCCCAGAAGGGGCAGAUGGUGCAGAUGAGGUAAUAAUAAAUGGGCAAAUGACCAAGAGAAGGCAAAAAUGAUGAAGCUCAGAGUUUCACUUGGUAAAAUACAUCUGCUGAAAGGACAGCAACCCCCACCCCCAAGCCAUAAGUGCCUAACUGGCACUGUGAAGGGAGAAGGAAAAGCUUUCUCGCACAUUAGACCAGCAAGAUGUAGAGGUCAGAGACGGGAUAAAAAACUGGGAAUGACAUAUGAAAUCAAGAGUUAGGCAUACUAAAAUAAGAAUAAAAAGGAAAGAGGAGUGUGCUCCUCUGUUGCCCCGGAUUGCCUAAUGAAAUCCAUCCCACUCGCCUGCUCUUCAGCCUGCGACAAAUGCAGAACACUUAAUGGCUAGAGAUGCUUGAGAUGAAUUCUAUUAUGGAACAAAUUAAAAACCUUGCCUUGCGUGUAGAGAAGAGGCAGUUAAAGAGACCAGAGUAUUUGAAAGUAGGUGAUGCAGUCUCCAUUCGGUACCAGUUUCCUUUUCAUUCCUUCUUUUCUGUGUAGUAAGACGAAGGCUCCACUCACCUGCAGUAAUAAAGUUAAAUCUGUGCACUGAAUUAGCCUCCUGCACUUCAUUAAAGAAAAGCAGGUGGAUCAAACACACUUUGGUUAUUUCCCAGUUUGGAUCCCUGCCAUGCUCACAUUAAUUAUUAUAGGAGCUCCAUCUGUGGUUGUCCUUCAGUGGCAUUAGCAACUUAUUGAAUGCACUCACGCUUUCCUGAAUCUUACACUAACACACAAACACAAAAAUACACACAUACCUUAAACAGUAUUCCCUCUGCCCUCCAAACCAUUGCACCAACAAAAAGUUCAGUUUCUAAUAUCCCUGACGUUCACUUUCCGGUAUCAAGGGAGUGUUUUUUAUCAACUUGGCCACACUUUUUCAUUAGAAAUGAGAAUAAUAGAUUAAUUAGGCGUUAAGUUUAUGUCUGGGGCCCAUGAUCGCAUGACUUCACCAGAGGGUUGACAAUCUAGUCAUGGUGUGAUCAUCAGGACUUGAAGCCUGAAAUCAUUUAAUCCUCUAUUUCAUAUAUUAGAGCGGACAUAAUAGUCACCCACUUAUCAAAAUGGGGUAUAAUUAACUGUAAGAGGAAAACGGUUUCAAGAUAAUGAACAUCCAUAAGUUAUCCACGAACCGGUGAAAUAGCAGGGGGAAGAUGAUAGCUCCAUCUGGAUGUGACUAGUUUUCAAAUCUUCUUCGUUGUCUUCUCCUUACUACUUUAGUAAGUAAAGCAAUUGCUCUUCCUCUCUGGGCAAGAUAAAUCUGAACAGAAAGGUUUACACUUUCAAAAAGACGCAACUGUUGGAGAGGGUCAGAACAUGCGAUGCAUGCAUUAACAGCUUUCCCUUUUAUGAAAUCUGACUUACUUCGAGCAGGCUGGGAAGUCUCACAGAGCUCAAAGAACAGGUAAAAAACUUCAAGAGCCACAGCCCAAUCUGAGGGAAGCGACACAGAGAGGCAGAUGAUGCACUGUAGGAGCUUUAAGGGUUUGAAGUUAGCAAAGCAGCAAUUGAAAGACCUAAAGAAGGCCCUCUUUUUUCUAAAGAGUGAUUGUAAUAACUCAAUAACAGAGAGAGGAGAGCCCAGCUUCUUUGCAUUCCUGCUAUACAACUCUGCUACCAACAACCCACAUCAGCACAGAAUGAUAAAUUUUUUGUGAUUUAAAUACGAGCUCUUUUAAGGAGUACGGAGUAUGGCAGUUCUCCUUUAAAUGUUGACGUACUAUGAAUAGUAUUUUAAUAUAUAUUUCAUGAACGUACUGACCUCCAAUGGUCAGUUAUGUUAGACUUGCCAGAUAUUUAAUUAUUAAGUCUGUCAUCCCUCUGUCUCCAAUUUGAAGCUUUAGUAAAUGGAUUAAUACUAUCAUUAGUGCAGCUUAGAUCAUAUUAUAUACUUAUUAUAUUAAUAGUUGCAUUUUCAUUUUAAGUUCUUUUCAACAAAGUAUGAAUCAUUAAUUUUGGUAGCUCAUUUGAACGUCUGUAAAUAAUCAAUAAGACUUUUCAUGUCAGCUCUUUACAUCCUGUGCCGAACAAUUGUAAGAAGCAUUAGGCAGCAAUAUAUGUUGUCAUAUAAUGCAGCAGUUUCUGAAGUAAAUACUGCUAUCACUAACUAACUCUUAGAGCUGAAACAGUUUGUCAAUUAAUCAAUUAGCUGAUCAACACAAAAUUAAAUUAUGAUGAUCAAUUAAUAGUUUUAAGUCAUAUUUCCAGCAAAAAUAUUUUCUAAUUUUAGCCUCUCAAAUAUAAGAAUUUGCUGCUUUGCUUUGUCAUGUAUGAUAGUAAACUGAAUGUCAUGGACUGUUGGUCAAAUAAGACAUGACAUGACAUCAGAUGUUGUCACCUUGGGGUGGGGAAAUUACAUUUUUACUAUACUACUUUAGUUACCAUGUUGCAGCCCUUCUAAAUAUAAUUUACUAUAAAAAGGGUCAUAUAAUAUCUGAACAAAGAUGAUGAAUUUUGACAUGAAUUCUAAAAAUAAAUAGCUAGCCUGCUUUCACUUUACACUGGAUUAUGCCGUUCAGAAAUCCUUGCCAGAAUGUCUCACAGGUUGUGGGGAGCAAUCUAAAUCAGCACUUCUAACCUUCUAAUCCAUUUAAAUGAACCACAGAAGUGCCCAUUUUAAAAGAUGACUUUUGUGCUUCAAACCCUGUUGCAAUGCUGAUGAUUGAUCAACAAAACCUGACAGGCUCAGUUUACUACGAGCAGCUCUGAACAAGACUCUCAUAUUUUCCAGAAACUCACCAUUCACACUAUUCAAAUAGAAAUGCUAAAAAACU